UUGGCAAUCUAGCUGGCGCGCUUGCCAUUCCUGGUUUUGAACAUUGAAAGGCGAUGGCGUCCAAUGGAACCACCCACGAAACUGGCCAGAUUUGGUCUGGUGCCGGGAAGACACAGGACGAACUCAUGCUCAAAGAUGAAUGCAUCCUUGUGAAUUACAUGGAUGAGGUGAUUGGUCACAACAACAAGUACAACUGCCACAAAUUCGUGCCGGGUCAACCACGUGGUUUGUUGCAUCGAGCAUUUUCUGUGCUGCUUUUCGAUCACGAGAACCGGUUGCUGUUGCAGCAGAGAGCCAAGACCAAGAUCACCUUUCCACUUGUUUGGACCAACACCUGCUGCAGCCAUCCUCUCUACGGGAUGAAACCUUGCGAAGUGGAUAUGCCAGAUGCCAUUGCGGGUGGUGAUCCAAAAGGUGUGAAGGCAGCAGCGGUUCGAAAACUUGGUCAUGAAUUGGGUAUUCCAGCCAAUGAAUUGGAUGCCUCGCGCUUCAAAUUUUUGACACGAGUGCACUACUGGGCGAUUGACGUGGGAACUUACGGUGAUGAGGCAGUUUGGGGUGAACAUGAAAUUGACCACAUUCUGCUCUACCGUCUCAAUGCCGGAGAGAAGCUUACAGUGGAGCCAAAUCCCGAAGAGGUGGAGGCGAUUCGCUGGCUUGGCAGUGAGGAGCUGAAGGAGGCGAUGAACGGAAAGGGUGACAUGCCACUUUGGUCUCCUUGGUUUAGAAUUAUCAACGAACGUUUGCUCGACGUCUGGUGGAAGGACUUGGAUGCCGCUCUCAACACCGACAAGUAUGUGGAUGUGUCUUCAAUCCAUCGGUUUGACACUGCGCCGGAGUUCCAUGGCGGUCUCGGCAACGCCAAACCCGUGUUGGAGGAGGUUGCCAAGGCAGAAGUUGCUGCUUUGAAAGAAGGUGGAGAGGAUCAGCGUCGCAAAGUGGUGUUACAAGCUGAACAUGAAGACCGUAUUGUCGGGUUUGUCGGCAGAGGGAAAGCGGAAGUUGCAGAUUCUGCAGGGGACGUGAAGCAAGGUGGAUAUGGCAAGGUGCCCACUCACAAGAACUCAAAGCUCGAUCAACUGAUGAGGCCGUUGGAAAUCGUCUCGGCCCUGAGGCUGAAGUGUACAGGACUUUUGGAGAAUAACGUCAAGGGACAGACUGAUGAAGAUGUCGAAUUUUGCGACGACAUGCUUGGGAAGGUUUCAAGGUCUUUUGCGGCAGUCAUUCGGCAGCUACCCACGCAGCUGGGCAUUGACAUUUGCGUCUUUUAUUUGGUGCUGCGUGCCCUUGACACUGUCGAAGAUGAUAUGGAAGCAUACAAAGGUCGAGAAGCAGAAAAACAGGCUGAACUCAUUUCUUUUGGCGAGAAGAGGCUUAGUGAUCCAAACUGCAGCAUCAAAGGCGUUGGUGCAGCUGAUGAGAAGACAUUGGUGGAAAACUUCGGCCGGGUGGCAAGGGUCUUUGCCAAGUUGCCUGAAGGGAGUCGGCAAGUCAUCAAAGACAUCACAGACAAGAUGGGUGCUGGUAUGGCUGAGUACGUCUCAGCUGAUCUGGCACAGGGAACAGUGGACCAAGCAGCCUACGAUCGCUACUGCCACAUGGUUGCCGGCCUUGUGGGCGAGGGCUUGACUGGGAUCUUCGUUGCCAGCGGGAUGGAGAACAAAGACCUCACAGGACAAGGUGAACGAGUGUGGCCAUUUUGUGCGGAUCCACAUACAGAGCCUGCCAACCUUGGAUUGGCCAAUUCAAUGGGUCUCUUCCUCCAGAAGACCAACAUCAUUCGAGACUACCUGGAAGAUUAUGUCGAUGGACGAGCUUUCUGGCCUCAAUCCGUCUGGAAGAGUUAUGCUUGCAGCAAUGACCUUGGUGAGUUUGCUUUGCCCACCUCUCACGGAGCAGGAACGCUCUUGCCGGUGAAGGGUGGUGAAGUUUUGGCAAAGGGUGUCGGUGUCCAGGCACUGAUGUGCUUGAACCACCUCGUGGCGGAUGCCUUGGAGCUUGUGCCAGAUUCUCUCGAGUACCUUGAGCGUGUCCAAACUCCAUCCAUCUACCGUUUCUGCGCCAUUCCGCAGGUGAUGGCCAUUGCAACACUCGUUGCAUGCUUUGACAACCCCUUGGUGUUCACCGGAGUUGUAAAGAUUCGCAAGGGGCUCACUGCGCGGCUCAUCGUUGCAUGCUGCGAUGGUCCAAAUGCCGUGCACUGCUGGUUUAGACAGUUUGCAGAAGAGAUCUUGGCACAGAGUGACACAUGUGUCGGAGCCGGCGGACCAGUUGGCAAAAGACUCAAGGAAGCCUGCAAACGCAUUUUGGAAAGGACUGAGAAGAGGUCACAAAAUUGGUCUGGCAAGCAGACACAGAAGCGCUUGGUCUUGGGUGCAAUUACUGCAUUGGCAGUCUCAUCAGUAUUUUAUGGAAAGCUGCAAAGCCACAGGUAGCUUCUCCAGCACGCGAAGUGACUACAACUUGUCGCUCUUGCGAAACCAUUUCGUAUGCAGCCAGAGCUUUGCAUCAAUCUAUAGAAGUUCCUGCAAAGUCUUGGUCAAGCUAGUUGAUCAUAGUUUGUUUCCAGCCAAACUGAACCAAUUCUCCUUUGAAGCACUAGCUGUG
This is a messenger RNA of Cladocopium goreaui, 2607 nucleotides long. The record is from the annotation of a GenBank genome assembly. Lineage: Eukaryota; Dinophyceae; Suessiales; Symbiodiniaceae.